CAACCAGUCUAGGCUGGUUUAAGCUGGAUUUUUCAGCAGAAAAACCUGGCUUCAUGACGGACAACGACAGGUAUGAUUGCAUUUCCCCUAAUAUCAUUAUUAUGAAGCAUGCGCACCACUGAAGUGCUUUCUCUGUACUAGUAAAACAGACAAAAAAGUGAAAAAUAAAGGGCGUUUCGACCACAAAUAUGCGUCUUAUGACUUUCUUUUCCGCAAAAAUAGGAAAUGAAAGUGAAACCAUUUCGUGUUUCAUUCCCCGAGGUGUGGCGCACGACUGUGGUUUCCUCACUGCAUCUGAAUCAUUGUUUCUGACUCUUCACGCAUGAUCAGGCUUCAUGAAUACUAAGUGAGUCAUGGAAGACAAUCAGACAUUCAGUGAUGCUCCAGUUUGCAGUAAUGAAUCAAACCCAGAGUUUGAGCCCAGCUGUGUGUCCAUGAAGAGCGACCAGUCAAUGGAUCCACCAAUGAAGUUUAAGGAAGGACACACAUCAGCUGAUCUGAGUGACAGAUUAAAUCCACCAGGGUCCAGCUGUGUGUCCAUGAAGAGCGACUGGUCAAUGGAUCGACCAAUACAGUUUAAAGAAGAACACUCAUCAGCUGAUCUGAGUAAUAAAUCAAACCCUGGGGAGCCCAGCUGUGUGUCCUCGAAGAGUGACCAGUCUAUGGGUCCACCAAUAAAUGUUAUGGAGGAACACUCAGCAGCUGAUCUGAGGCUUGACCCGCAUCUGAAACAAAAUGGACUCAGAUCAAAUCUAUUGAGGAAGUUCCAGUGUCUUUAUGAAGGAACAGCGAUGCAGGGAGACCCAACACUCCUGAAUGAGAUCUACACAGAGCUCUACAUCACAGAGAGUGACAGCGGAGAGAUCAAUAAUAAACAUGAGCUGAGACAGAUUGAGACACGAUCCAGGAGAUCAGCAACAGAGGACACACCGAUCCAAUGCAGAGACAUCUUUACACCUUUACCUGGACAAGACAAAGCCAUCAGAACUGUGCUGACCAAGGGAGUCGCUGGCAUUGGGAAAACAGUCUCUGUGCAGAAGUUCAUUGUGGACUGGGCUGAAGAGAAAGAGAAUCAGGACAUCCAGCUCAUAUUUCCCCUUCCUUUCAGAGAGAUCAACCUGAUGAAGGACAGAACACUCAGUCUGUCAGAUCUGCUGCAAGUGUUUUUCCCUGAAACUAAAGAGAUGGAAAUAUCCAGUGAACAAUUUAAAGUGUUGUUCAUCUUUGAUGGUCUGGAUGAGUGUCGAGUGUCUCUGGACUUUAAAUGUGAUGUAAAACUGCAUGAUGUUUCUGAAUCGGCCUCAGUGGACGUGCUGCUGACGAACCUCAUAAUGGGAAAUCUGCUUCCCUCUGCUCUCAUCUGGAUCACCUCCAGACCAGCAGCAGCAGAUCUCAUUCCCUCUGAGUUUGUCCAUCGAGUGACCGAGAUUCGAGGCUUCAAUGACCCUCAGAAGGAGGAAUACUUCAGGAAGAGAAUCAGAGAUCAGUUUCUGGCCGAUAUAAUCAUCAUAAACCUGAAGUCCUCCAGGAGCCUCCACAUCAUGUGCCACAUCCCAGUGUUCUGCUGGAUCUCAGCCACGGUUCUGGAGAAGAUCUUCAGUCAAGCGCAGAGUGGAGAGAUUCCCAAGACUCUCACUCAAAUGUACACACACUUCCUGAUCAUGCAGACCAACAUCAGACAUGAGAAGGACUAUGAGGAGGAGGUCAGAGAUGAAGACAUGAUCCUCAAACUGGGGAAACUGGCUUUUGAGCAGCUUGUGAAAGGCAACCUGAUCUUCUAUGAGGAAGACCUGAGAGAGUGUGGCCUUGAUGUGACAGAAGCUUCAGUUUACUCAGGAUUGUGCACUCAGAUCUUCAGAGAGGAGUUUGGCUUCUAUCAGGGGAAAGUUUUCUGUUUUGUUCAUCUGAGCAUCCAGGAACAUCUAGCAGCUCUAUAUGCUCAUCACUCCUUAACAAACAAGAACAGAAACGUGUUUAAGCAAACAAAACCAAGUCUGUUGUCUAAGGUUUUAAACCAGAAGAAACAUGAUUCAUUAUCUGUUCUCCAUCAGAGAGCUGUGAAAGAGGCUUCACAGAGUAAGAAUGGACAUCUGGAUCUUUUCCUGCGUUUUCUUCUGGGUCUCUCAUUGGAGUCCAGUGGGACUUUGUUACGAGAACUACUGACACAGACAGGAAGCUGCUCCUACAACAAAGAGGAAACAGUUCAGUACAUCAAACAGAAGAUCAGGGAGAAUCGUUCUCCAGAGAGAUCCAUCAAUCUGUUCCACUGCCUGAAUGAACUGGGUGAAGAUUCGCUGAUGCAGGAGAUCCAGGAUUAUCUGAGCUCUGGAGAAAUAAAAGAAACUAAACUCUCCUCUUCACAGUGGUCAGCUCUGGUUUAUGUGUUGCUGACAUCAGAGAAGAAGAUGGAUUUUUUUGAUCUAAGUAAGUUUAUUGGACCCCAACUCAGAGCAGAUGUAGUUCUCCAGAAGCUGCUGCCUGUGGUGAAAGAAUCCAGAUCAGUUCGGUUGGGGGAUUGUAAAGUCACAGAUAAAGUUUGUGCUGCUCUUGCUUCAGCUCUGAGAUUAAACUCUUCACACCUGACUCAACUGGAUCUGAUUGGAAAUAAACUAGGAGACUCAGGAGUGAAGCUGCUCUCUGAUGGACUGAAGGAUCCUCACUGUAAACUGAAGAAUCUGAUGAUGAGGGAUUGUGGAGUCACAGAUGAAGGUUGUGCUGCUCUUGCUUCAGCUCUGAGGUCAAACUCUACACACCUGACUGAACUGAAUCUGAAUGAAAAUAAUCUAGGAGAUGCAGGAGUGAAGCGGCUCUCUGAUGGACUGAAGGGUCCUCACUGUAAACUGGAGAUACUGCGGUUGUGGCGGUGUGGAGUCAGAGAUGAAGGUUGUGCUGCUCUUGCCUCAGCUCUGAGCUCAAACUCCACACACCUGAAAGAAUUGGAGCUGUCUGAUAAUAAACUAGGAGACUCAGGAGUGAAGCUGCUCUCUGAUGCACUGAAGGAUCCUCACUGUAAACUGGAGAAACUGAGGUUGAACGGCUGUGGAGUCAGAGAGCAAGGCUGUGUUUCUCUGGCUUUAGCUCUGAGAUUUAACCCCUCCUCACACCUGACAGAACUGGAUCUGACUUCAAAUGAAUUAGGAAAGUCAGGAGUGAAGCUGCUCUCUGAUCUGAGGGAUGAUCCACGCUAUAAACUUAGACACUUGGCAUGUGAUAUGUUUGGAAGAAUUAUCGUAAGUUCAGGUGGAGGACGCCUUGAUGAGCUACUCCCAACCACCUCCACAGAGACCUGAAGCCACCUAUAAUUAACUAAGCAGAGAAACAGCUCUUCAUUUGUUGACGUCUAUCGGACUGAACACACCUUCAUGAACCUGUUCCUGCUCAAACACGUCACAGAGUGUAACACAUGAAAAACUGCAGAUAAUCUGUUCCUGUGUUCAACAAAUUUAAGCUCUAAGCUUCAAACCAAAUCAGUAUAUGCCCAUGUAUAUAUAUUUUAUUAUCUGUGUGUUUCUGAUUAAGCCAAUGAUGGAAACGUAUAUAUUUUAAACUACUACUAAACUACUUUCACAACUGUCCACUAAUGAAGUCUAUACGUGUAUUAGAUAUACUGACAGGGGGAUUAUGACCCCAAUAAACCAGUUACAAUCCAUUAGCAUUCAGAUCAAAAUGAAGGAGUGAAGAGAUUAUAAUCACAGAUAGAUCGAUUAGAUCAGCGGUUCUCAAACUUUCCUGAAGUUCCACCUCAGAAAAAAAUAGUCUCUCCACGUACCACAAUGAGCAGUAUGGGGUAUAUGCCGAA
Danio rerio (zebrafish) is the source of this 3799-nucleotide messenger RNA. The record is from RefSeq and is a predicted model, not a curated record. NCBI's taxonomy places the organism in Eukaryota, Metazoa, Chordata, Actinopteri, Cypriniformes, Danionidae.